AUGGCGGAGCGGUUCCUGGCCUUCGUCCACCUGUGCUGUUUCCUCUGGGCCUCGUUCUCACUCUCUCAGAACGUGGGCAUGCCCCACUCCCUCCGCAGGGAGAGCGAGAACACCUACGGCGGCCGCUGGAAAUACCUGACCUUCAUCAACCAGAUUCUGCAAACUCUAUUGUUUGGAAUAUGUGUCAUAAUUGACUUUGCUCAUAUGUUCAUCCCUGCCACAAAGAACAGUAUGGCAUCCCGAUUGUUGCCUCCAAGAGACUUCAUCUUCUCAGUGCUAGUAUUCCCUGUUGGCUUAUUUGUAGCUGUUACUUUUUGGACCCUUUAUGCAUAUGACAGAGAAUUGGUAUACCCUAAAGAACUGGAUGAGAUUAAUCCAUAUUGGCUUAAUCAUACCAUGCAUACCACUAUACUGCCACUACUUCUUAUUGAGCUGAUUACAUGUCCACAUAAAUAUCUUUCUAAAUUGAAGGGAAUGAUAGGACUUAGCAUCUUUGGUACUUCAUACCUCACAUGGGUACUAUGGGUAAAUUAUGCAUCAGGAAUUUGGGCAUACCCAAUUUUAGAAGUACUAGGCGUACCUGGAAAGGCGGUACUUUUUACCAUUUCCUACCUUGUAAUGAUAGGAUUCUACUUACUUGGAGAGCAUCUAACAAAGUUAUUAUGGGGUGACUUUCGAAAAUAUAAGAAGCAAGCAUAG
Messenger RNA from Emys orbicularis (European pond turtle), 699 nucleotides. Its product is annotated as androgen-induced gene 1 protein-like. The record is from RefSeq and is a predicted model, not a curated record. The coding region runs from base 1 to 699 and encodes 232 amino acids. Gene Ontology annotation, cellular component: membrane; endomembrane system. Lineage: Eukaryota; Metazoa; Chordata; Testudines; Emydidae. The transcript is spliced from 6 exons.